Messenger RNA from Hyposmocoma kahamanoa, 4946 nucleotides. RefSeq names its product ubiquitin carboxyl-terminal hydrolase 32-like. The record is from RefSeq and is a predicted model, not a curated record. Gene Ontology annotation, molecular function: cysteine-type deubiquitinase activity. Lineage: Eukaryota; Metazoa; Arthropoda; Insecta; Lepidoptera; Cosmopterigidae. Gene Ontology annotation, biological process: protein deubiquitination. The transcript has 19 exons. Gene Ontology annotation, cellular component: Golgi apparatus.
AUGGCGGAAAACAGCAAGCAGUGCCGCGCCGACGCGUACUUCCUGCCGGCGCAGCGCAGCCGGCCCGCGCUGUUCGGCGUGCCGCUGCUGGUGGGGCUGCGCGACGGCAUGAGCGGCCGCGAGCUGCACGCCGCCGUGUGGGCGCAGGUGGCGCGCCUGCUGAGCGCGCGGCCGCCCGGCCAGGACCAGCCCGGCCGCGCCAACCACGCCACGGACUGCGACGACAGCCUGGGCUACGAGUUCCCCUUCACGCUGCGCCUGGUGGCGGGCGGCGGCGGCUGGUGCGCGCUGUGCGCCUGGCCGCGCCUGUGCCGCGGCUGCGCGCUGCCCAGCUGCGACGCGCCGCUGGUGCGCGGCUUGCUGGGUUGGCUCCGACGCGAGGUGCAACGCGGCUACGCAGUAGGACAGUUCUGGUACCUCGUAGGCGCGGAGUGGUGGGCCUCGUGGAACGCCUAUUGCAGCAGCGGCGCCGCGUCUUGCUGCAGGCCAAAUAACCGCCUCAUCGAUGAAGCUAUUGUCUGUGAUGAGAGCUUCACUAGCAAUUCCACCGAAUCAAUGGGGUCCCUGCUAUGGCGAGCAGAAACGGGUUCCGUGGGAUCCGCGGGGUCCAGCAGUGGCGUGUCAAGCGCGGUCGCCGGCGGACGGCUGCUGCAUCCAGGGCCCGUGGAUAACAAGAGACUGCUGGCGCAGAACCUGCUGCAGGUGCCGACGCUGACGGGCGAAGGCGGCCACCUGCGCCGGGACAUCACCCUGGCACAGCAUAGGGACUUCGAGCUGGUCCCCGACGCGCUCUGGAGGGCGCUGGCCCUGUGGUACGGAGGACCAGACCCCCUGCCCAGACAGGUCGUAAGGCCACCGAACUCUGACGUAGAACUGGAGCUUUAUCCGCUACAUUUGAAAAUACUACGACACGUCGCCAGUCCACAGAGUAACUUAUAAUUCUUUUUUGAUAUUUUGCAUUAUGUGAGUUUGAAAAUGGUAAAACUCAUUGUACGUUUGUUCCAAGGGAUGAGCGCCGUGGCUUCUGUGGGCGGCGCAGGCGUGUCCAUGUACAGCAGUGUGCCGUUGGCGCCGCAACCUCCCGAGAGACAGCUGGCAUAUACCGCUGCUUUCUCGAGACUUGCCACCGUUAAACAGGUGGCGGACUUCCUGUGCCAGGCGCUGGCGCUGGCGCGCGAGGACGUGCGCCUGUGGGCCGUGGGCGGCGCGGGCGCGGGGGGCGCGGGCGCGGGCGGCGAGCUGCUGGACGACGAGCGGCCCACGCUGCACGAGCUGCGCCUGGACGAGCGCUCGCGCCUGCUGCUGGAGCUGCGCAACGCCGACCUCACCUGGCCGGAGGAGAUCGGCGCGCUCAGGUGCGCCUCUCCCUGCAGCCUGACCAGCGGCGGCCGGGCGCUGUCGCGGCGCGAGACGCUGGUGGCGCCCAACGUGCCCGGCGCCACGGGGCUGCACAACCUCGGCAACACCUGCUUCAUGAACGCCGCGCUGCAGUCGGUGUGGAACACGGGCCCGCUGACGCGCUACUUCAACGCCGGCAUGCACCUGUACGAGGUGAACCGCGGCAACCCGCUGGGCACGGCGGGCGCGCUGGCGCUGCGCUACGGCGAGCUGUGCAAGGAGGUGUGGUCGUGCCGCGCGCGCUCCGUGGCGCCGCUGCGCGUGCGCUGGUGCGUGUCGCGCCACGCGCGCCACCUGGGCGCCGGCCAGCAGCACGACGCGCAGGAGCUGCUGGCCUGGCUGCUGGACUCGCUGCACGAGGACCUGAACCGCGCGCGGCCGCCGCCCGCCGCCGCCGCCGCCCCCGACUCGGCCGGCCGGCCCGACCGCGACGUGGCGGCCGAGGCCUGGGCGCAGCACGCGGCGCGCAACGACUCCGUGGUCACCGACCUGUUCUACGGCCAGCUCAAGUCCAAGGUGCGCUGCGAGGCCUGCGGCAAGGAGUCCGUGCGCUUCGACGCCUUCAACAUGCUGAGCCUGCCGCUGCCCGUCGAGUCCUACGUGCGCUGCGAGGUCCGCGUGAUGCUCCUGGACGGUUCGGUGCCGGUGAAGUACGGCGUGCGAGUCAAUUCGGAGGGCACGUACGCGGACUUGAAGAAAAGACUUUCAGAAUUAUGUGGCCUCUCACCUGAAACCAUGCUGCUGGUGGAGCUGUCGGGCGCCACGUUCCUGCGCGUGUUCGAGGACGGCGCCAAGAUCUCGGCGACGUCGGCCGCGGAGCUGUACGCCUACGAGACGCCGCUGGAGGGCGCCGACUCCGACGCCUCCGACCUCGACGACGUGGACCACGACGACCAAGAGUGGAGCGGCUCCGGCGCCGGCGGGUGGGCCGAGGUGAGUGUGGGGCGGACUCAGACCUCCUCGCUCUGCAUGCCCGCACUCUUCUGCUUCAAGCGGUCGCGAUCCGAAAUUCUUAUGUCGCAGAGCCCACCCAGCUUCCAACCACACGGCGCCUUCGCUGGCGACUAUCGGAGCAACACGCUGCCCAAGGACUUGUCGGAACUCAAAAGAGCGGAAACCAACGGCAAGAGUUCACCGACCCUGAGCGUGAAGUCUCUCAACUUAAAGCCGGCGAGUCCUCGCCUAGGCAAGGUCAAGUUUAGCUCAUCACCUUCCAACAUGAAUCAGCUGAACGAGCACCCGCCCAUCGGGAAGAUACAUUACUUGGUUGCUGUGCAUCGGUUAGUAUUGAUUUUUUCAUCACACUUGCACGGCUCGGAGUCCAAUGAGUUGCGUCAGUUGGACUUCAGCGUGCUGCGGCAGGUAUACCGAAGGUCGCGCUCCUCCGUCAUGCUGGCCAUCGACUGGGACCCCACGGCGCUGCAUCUGCGGUACCAGUCCACUAGGGAAAAGGCGUGGAUAGAGCACUCCUCAGUGAGCGAAUGCCUGGCAGAAGCGGCACGACCUAUCGACCUGGCGUCCUGUCUCAAAGCAUUCACCUCGGAGGAGAAGUUAGAAGAACGAUACCACUGUUCGGCGUGUCGGAGUGCUCAGCCGGCUACAAAGAAAUUGCAGAUAUGGAGGCUCCCACCUAUAUUGAUAAUUCACCUAAAACGUUUUCAAUACGUAAACAACAAAUGGAUAAAGUCCCAGAAAGUGGUCAACUUCCCUUUCCAAGAUUUCGACCCGACGGCGUACUUGGCGUCGGUGCCGCAGGAGACCAUCCUCAGGCAUCUCGAGCUUAAGAACUUGAGAAGAAGAUCCUCGAUGUUCGUCGACGGACCCAUGCCGGAACCAAUAUCAGAAAGCGACACUGACGACGAGACGGUGUACCCAUCCAAGGAGAAGAACAAGCCUCGCGUGGAGCGGAAGCCGCGGGAAAUAGAGACGCGAACGAGGGAGAGACUCGAGUCCACCAGUCUCGUCACUACGCCUGUCUGCGACGACAACCUCAUUGAUUACCAUCAGCACCACCUCAAGAAGGACCAGGAUCCCUUCGAUCUGAAGUACAGAUUGUACGCUGUUGUGUCGCACAGCGGGCAGAUGAGCGGCGGGCACUACGUGGCGUACGCGCGCAACCCCUCGGGCGCGUGGCUGUGCUACAACGACUCCAUGUGCCGCGAGCAGGCGCCGGCCGACGCCAAGGCCGCCUACCUGCUGUUCUACGAGCGGAAGGGACUGGACGAGGAGCGCUACCUGCCGGACGUGGCCGGCCGCCAGCCCGUGCGCGCCGACCUGGACGCCGACGCCGACGACGCCGACCUGCGCAAGGUGUGCGUGCUGGCCUAGCCGGUCCUCGCCGUUCCUCGCCGGUGAUGUUUUCGUUAAAACUUUAUUUGUUGUCGUUAUGCAUUCCUUUUAUUCAAACUUGGACUGUUGGAGUACGUUCGAUGCGCGUCGCGCUUUGGCGGCUUUUGAUCGGGGACGCGGUGGAACGAUCUAUUGGAAAUGUACGAUAUUUGGUCAUAUUCAAAAUAUGUGAAUACGAGGGCCGCAUUCGCACUUGGCUCUUUAUUAUUAUAACUGUUCAAAAACCAGUUUCCUGUUUUCUAACAAAACAUUGGAUUAAUUGUUUGUUUGCGAUAAUUACAAAGACGUUACAGACGUGCGAUUUGGAUCAGAGACCUGCCUUGAGGCAUAUUUUUUCAUGUAAGCUCGUGCAACAGUUUGCACACCAUUCUUAUGCAGCCUAAUCAGUCACAAAACCAUAUAAUAAAAUAAUAUUAAUAAUGAAUCGAACGAGUCGGUCUAGUUUAAAAAAAAACAAUAUUGUAGAAAGUCAUCAUGGAAGUAAAUAAAUAAUGAUGUUUUAAAUUCUACUCAGUGAUUAUUUGUAUAUAAUAAGUUAUACCGUGUUAUAUACACAUUUUCGGCAUACACAUGGCGGGUUAUCACUUGCCACCAGGUAGACUGUUAGGCGAUUUGUAUACAAUUGAAACAAAAUUAACUGUAUUGUACAUUUCUAAUGAUAAAAUAGCGUUGGGGUUAUAGAUAAUCAAUCAAUGUAAUAUAAAACGCGAGACUGAUGUGAGGUAGUUUAAUGUGAUGUGCUAUAUUUACUCAUUACGUUAUUUUAUAUAUAACUAUACAUUUAGAUUUGUAACAUAUUCGAUAGUUUUGAUGCGUUCAGUGUUACUUUUAAUGACGAGAUUUGGUUUAAAUUCAGUUUCUUGAUUCACCAAAGUAGGCUCAAUGUGAGAUAAACCUUGUACAUCAACUAAUAAAUGAAGAAUUGGUGAUAGCCUCUAUAUUUUAGGGAAUGGAAUAUUCGUGACAUUUUUACCAAUAAUAAUGGUUGCUUUUGAACAAAUAAUUUAUUUAUCUUUACGAAAUAUCGUCGUUUUAGGAUGGUGAUACGAAAUGGCAACACUGUGCCUUUAAUAUUGUUCAUUGAUAUUGUAACACUGGAUGAUACAAAAUAAAGCAUUAAUUGCACGUUCUUAAUAGGCUGCUAGGCUGCGACUCGGCCUUAAUAUUAUUAAAGAAAAUUUCUAUCUUAUUAUUAUUAA